Molecule: messenger RNA, 7243 nt
Organism: Meriones unguiculatus (Mongolian gerbil)
Lineage: Eukaryota; Metazoa; Chordata; Mammalia; Rodentia; Muridae
Product: cyclic AMP-dependent transcription factor ATF-7
Exons: 12
Coding region: 446-1897 (483 amino acids)
Biological process (GO): regulation of transcription by RNA polymerase II
Molecular function (GO): DNA-binding transcription factor activity, RNA polymerase II-specific; cAMP response element binding
Source: RefSeq, a predicted model, not a curated record
GACGGGAGGAAAGGCUCCGCUCCGCCGAGGGGGGAGAGGAGGAGCCGGAGGCCGAGAGUGGGACCGAGCGCGGGCGGGCGGCGGCGCCGGAGCUGCCAGCGGGUGAGUCGCGGUCACGUUAGCGAGCCCACGGGCCGGGGGCGCGCGCCCGUCCUCGCCGGCCGGCGCCAGCGUCCCGGGCCGGGGUCUCCCCUCCCAGCCUGGGCUGGACGGGGGCGCCGAGGCGGUGGCCGGGCCUGUCGGAGGAAGAGGGUGGGGCGGAGGCUGAAGACAACCAAUAGGAGAGGAGGAAGCCACAAUUGGCGGCCACGGGCGCCAAUGGGAGGUCGCCCUCACCGUGCGGAGCGCCGCCCCCUCUCUUCUCCCGCCUCCUUCCUUUGGGGGAAGGCGGGGCCAGAGGGCUGAAGUGUGGGGAGAACUUGGGCUCUGCUCUGCUUUAUGAAAUAUGGGAGACGACAGACCGUUUGUGUGCAAUGCCCCGGGCUGUGGACAGAGAUUUACAAAUGAGGACCACCUGGCAGUUCAUAAACACAAGCAUGAGAUGACCCUGAAAUUUGGCCCAGCUCGAACGGACUCGGUCAUCAUUGCAGAUCAAACGCCUACUCCAACUAGAUUCCUGAAGAACUGUGAAGAGGUGGGGCUCUUCAAUGAAUUAGCUAGCUCCUUUGAACAUGAAUUUAAGAAAGCUUCAGAUGAAGAUGAAAAGAAGGGUGCUGCUGGACCUCUUGACAUGUCUCUGCCAUCUACACCAGACGUCAGAGUCAAGGAGGAAGAGCCAGUGCAGGUGGACUCGUCGCCCCCUGCAAGUCCUGCCUCUAGCUCCUGCUCCCCACCUCUGAAGGAGAAGGAAGCUGCUGCAAAACCUGUUGUGAUCUCCACCCCUACACCCACCAUUGUCCGUCCUGGCUCCCUGCCCCUCCACUUAGGUUAUGAUCCGAUCCAUCCAACUCUUCCUUCCCCAACCUCUGUCAUCACUCAGGCCCCACCAUCCAACAGGCAGAUGGGGUCUCCUACUGGCUCCCUCCCUCUCGUCAUGCAUCUUGCUAACGGACAGACCAUGCCCGUGCUGCCAGGGCCUCCAGUACAGAUGCCUUCUGUCAUCUCGCUGGCCAGACCUGUGUCCAUGGUGCCCAACAUUCCUGGUAUACCGGGCCCCCCAGGUAACGGCAGUGGCUGCAUUUCUCCCUCUGGCCACCCCCUGCCGUCAGAAGCCAAGAUGAGACUGAAAGCCACUCUGACGCACCAAGUGUCUUCAAUCAAUGGAGGUUGUGGAAUGGUGGUGGGCACUGCCAGCACCAUGGUGACGGCCCGUCCAGAGCAGAACCAGAUCCUCAUCCAGCACCCUGAUGCCCCUUCCCCUGCCCAGCCACAGGUCUCUCCAGCCCAGCCCACCCCUAGCACUGGGGGACGGCGACGGCGCACAGUGGAUGAAGAUCCAGAUGAGCGUCGGCAACGGUUUUUAGAGCGAAACCGAGCUGCAGCCUCCCGGUGCCGCCAAAAGCGGAAGCUGUGGGUGUCCUCCCUGGAAAAGAAGGCAGAAGAGCUUACUUCUCAGAACAUUCAGCUGAGUAAUGAAGUCACAUUACUCCGCAAUGAGGUGGCUCAGUUGAAACAGCUACUGUUAGCUCAUAAGGACUGCCCAGUCACUGCACUACAGAAGAAGACUCAAGGCUACCUAGAAAGUCCCAAGGAAAGCUCAGAGCCCACCGGUUCUCCGGCCCCAGUGAUUCAGCACAGUUCGGCAACUGCCCCUAGCAAUGGCCUCAGUGUCCGAUCUGCAGCUGAAGCUGUGGCCACCUCGGUCCUCACUCAGAUGGCCAGCCAAAGGACAGAACUGAGCAUGCCCAUACAGUCACAUGUGAUCAUGACCCCACAGUCACAGUCUGCGGGCAGAUGAUGCCUCCCGUGACAGAGAGGUCCCCAGCCAGAGCUCGCCCGCCUGAGCCACGAGAGCCUCCCGUCUGCCUUGCAACUGGCAUGUGGGGGAGGAGGAGAUUGUGUGUUGUGAGUACGGACAGACGUGGGGCUUUUCUCCUUAGCCAGGUGAUCGUGUACGCUUGACACCUGUACUAGGGGCUCUGGCCCCAAAGCCAUCUAGAUCAUCCUGCAGGGUGGGGUUUUAUAUACCUACAGCCAAAGGCCUUUCCACAUGGUCCGAUCAAUCGUCCCUAGCCCUGAUGCAUGUGUGCCUGUCUCUUAACACUAAGCCUUGCACUUGUAGGUUUGGGGUUGCUCAGUGUCCUCUCCUCCCAUUGAGCUGUGGCUGUUACCUUCUUAUUUCUUGCUAGCAUGCCACUUCCUGCCAGAUAGAGGGAGACUAGAUUUGAUGGCGCGUUACUUGCUGUCCCGUCCCCAGCCACCCCAUGCACUCAGGACUUUGUCUUCCCACAGCGGCUUAUUUAUCUCUUUCCCUCUUCCUAACCAGCAAUGAAAACAUUCACUUACUGAGAAUGUAAUGCAUUUGCUGUAUGAAGUAGCAGUAUUUCCCACCCCAUCCGUGUGCUUUAUUCCUUACUCCUAUCUGCUACCAAAACAAACACAAACAAAAAAAAGCAAAACUCUGAGAGUUUGAAUCAUUUUUCAUUUCCAAAUCUAUUGGGUACCUCAUUUUGUCUCUUGACUUUCCUAAGUCUAGUGGUGGGGCCUUUCCUACCUCCCCACUAGGCCCUGGGAACCUCAUCUGUGGCCUUAUUGUUAGUGGCAGUGAAAGCGGAGAGAGCCCAGGAUCUAGCUGGGCUCCCUCUCUCCUUCCCUCCCCUCCAGUUUGCGCACCAGGGCAGACAGGGACGGUGAGUUUAAAACUCGUCCCACCAGGUGACUGGGUUAACGGAGCCUUUAUGUUUUACAAGAGUUCACUGGCCAGUCUAGAGACUGUCGUCCUUGGCCAUCUCUGUGCUUCUGCCUCCCCUGUUCCACAUCACUGCCUUUUCCUAAGUAACUUCUUCAGCUCAGCCCUCCUAUGGUUGUCAAACUGGAGCUGUUUCAUUCUGUUUGUCCUGCAGCUCCCAGCCUCCCUUCUUGUCUGAGGUGUACAUCUGGUACCCACUGGUGUCCCUCACCCUACUCCCUCCUCUCUUUCUCACCAGGUUCCUAGCUUAGCCACUAGGUGUCUCUAGUCCUGAAAUUUCUUUGAACUUGUUUUAAUUCUCAGCCCCGCAAACAUAGUGCUUGUCCAGGGCUCUGAAGCAUCGCGGUCGAGGUCAUACGUGACUUUUGAGUAUAAGACAGUGGAGAGAGGAGAGGAAAGCGUAUAAUCUCCACAGAGUACUCAGGAUAUGGCCUGUCUGUGAGAUUGCCGACUGUGGCUCAUGGCUGCUCUUAUUUGAUGGGUUACAGGGAGAGAAACACAUACACCCCUUCCUCCUCUUUCCUUGGCUCUGAGGUAUGUAGGCUCGUCCAGAGCUAGAGGCCUGUGGAUAGAUAGGUCAGCUUUAAUAGCUCUUGAAUAGAGAAUCUUCCCUGUUGUCCCAGAGCCACCUUCCUACCAUCUGCUCUAGUCAAGAGUCCCCUUCUCUGUCUCCAUCUUAAGUGUACAGAAUAACUGCUUUCUUUUUUAUUUUGUCUUCUGAAAUUCACUGUCAUAGAGGAAUGAGCAGAUGUCGUACCUUAUAUGACUGACUGCUCAGUGUGUAGACGAGUGAGGCCAUCCAGCAGCAUCCUCUGCCCCGUUUUCUGUAAACUUCCUCCUGCUCUGUAGAGUCAGUGCUGAGUAAGCCAUACCCAGCAAGAGCCAGGAGAUGGUUCUGUGGUCCACCACACGGGGGCUCGGCGGGAGCAGCCCCCGACAUGACAAGACUGGCAAAUGUCACAGCAGAUGGUCAGGGGCAGGUUACCAUCUCCAGGGUUUCUCUUGGCUUCAGAAAUGCACAGCCAUAGUUUGAGCCACAGACUUAGAUGGCUGCUUUCUGGGAUUUUUUUUUCUAGUUCAUAAAUUUUGUUCUUCCCCCUCGUCCCCUUCCUCUUUUUGUAAUUGUCUUGACUUCCCACUAGUACUAAAGCAUGAGUUUAUGGCUCCUGAGGAGCCUUCAUAGACCCUUGGCUAUUUUUCUUCCCCACCAGUCAAGUGUUUUGAGUCACUUCCUAUGUACUCUACCAUUCUGUUCUGUGUCGCAUGUCUAGUAUAUGUGGAAGGUCUUUUUCACUUUUUUUACCCUCAUGUCUGCUUCUCUUGAGUCUUUGUUUCCACAGCAGGAAGUUAGGCUUGGGGGCCUGAGUGCUGCAGGCCCCACCAGAAGCACAGCAGAGAGCAGCACUGAGAUGAGGAAGGGGCAGGACAACCGCAGAUGCCCCAGGAGUGGGUUCUCAGUUUCCCUGUAAGAGAGCAGAGCAGCCGCCACGCCGAAGCUUCUCUGUGGUCAGGGCUGGCACGUGUCAGCAAACCCUUCUUGGAGGGGUCUCUGGUCAUGACUAUUUGGGGUUCUAAAUGCUUCUUGUAUUUGGAUAUCAAUUUCUGUCUCUAGAUUUGAGAAAUUUUGUGGUAUAAUUUCAUUAAACAAUUUGACUAAUUCCUUUUGAAUUUAUCUCAGGUCCUUCUUCUGCCCCAUGGGUUCUGAAGUUUGUCUGGUCUUUUGAGUAUAUCCCAAAUGUCUUUGAAAUACUGGUCAUAUUCUUUAAUAUACAUACAUACAUGUAUGUAUAUGUAUGUAUGUAUAUUACUGUCCUGACUUCGUCCUCCAUCCCAAAACUGCAUGAUUCUAUCUCUUGGGGAUGCUUCCUGGUGAGGUUUUUCACUAGAUUGUUUCUUUCAUGUUCAUUUCUGUUUGGUUCCUUUUCCAUGUUUGAAUGCCCUCACUAGAAGUUCCCUGCAGAUUUCUGGCUUUUUCCUCCAACUUACCCACUGUUUUGUUCGCUUUUGAGGCUCCUUAGUUCACUUGUGCAUUUGAGACUUCUGUACGAUCAUUAUCCUUUUUUUAAAAUGAGGCUGAAUUCUUUCCCAGACCUCACAGUACUUUUGGUUUCCAUGAAGGAGAGGUUUGCGUGUGUCCUGGUGGGUUGUUUUCUCACACUCUUUUGUGUUUCUCUGUGGUGUUUUAUGCGUCUGUUGGGACGGAUGUGCCCUCCAGUUUUAACUCUUUUCCCAGCUGUUCUGUUUUCCACGGUUCACUGAGCCCUUCUUCAGAGCUGAGAGUGUGAUGUUUUAGGGCAUUCUGAGCGGGUGAGGCCUGGUCUGUGCCCUUGCCACCCACUCCUUAUGACACAGUGCUCAGAGCCACAGACUCAGAAGCCUCCCACACCCAGGGAGAACUGGAAAGGACACGCAGCUCCUCUGCUCCUUUCCUGUUGGUUGAACCCCGAAUCUGCCUGCCUCCUUUCUCCAGGCCUGCCCACGGCUGUGAACCCCAGAGCACACGCUAAGGGGAGCUGUGCUGGUGAGCCUUCCCUCUCCGGGUCUGUGGCUCUUGGCCCCUUUCUUGACCUAGCCUCUCCGGCCUCCCAGGGACCUGCCCUCCAGCACCUGAGAGAGGGGGUGCUUCACUGUAACCUGCAGCCCAACACCAAAAGACGCAAAACCUCUUCCUCUGGCUUCCGAGAGGGCCUGUAAAGGUGCUAAGCCCCGGAAAUUGCUCUCCCCAGUUUGUCCGUUCCAUACUGUCUUCCCAUUCUCAGAUCACAUUUCCAUGAAUAUUGUCUAGUGUAGCCACAGAAGUGCACAUUUCUCUAAAACAAUCAUAGUCACACCUGUCCUCUGGCUGUGUCGCACAUGCCCUUCUUUGCUCCUGUGCUGUUUUCUCUAGACGAGUCUGCCAGGGUGGGAGGUGUGGUGGAAGGGCAGUAAGGGUCCUCAGUCCUUCUAGACCUACCUUCUACAGUCCCACUACACCUUCUUCUUGCAAACUCGGUUCUGCCUGUGCAUGCGCGUGUGCGUGCCCACAUCCCCCUCCUCAGCCAGUGCUGACCCUCAGGGCUGAGCACGGCACUUGUUGGCCCACAUUCCCACCUUCUGCACUGUCACUUUGAGGUAAAUCCUACCGCAGGAUGAGCAGAGGCUGGUGGGGGAGGGCAGGGUAAGGCAGCUUAUCUCUGGUUGAUGCACGUUUCUAGCUCAGCUACUGGCUGUUUUGUCUCCUAAUCUGGAGCCGGCAGGCUCUAACCCGGGCGCUGGGGAGUGAAAUGCUGGCCCUCAAGUGGCUGUGAGCACUAGUCCAUUGACUUUACCUUGGAGCAGUGGUUCUUAGCACAUGUCCCCAGAGCAGCAUCAGCAGCGCCACCACCUGGAGAUUGCUCGAAAUGCACACGCUUGGCCAUCCCAGCCUCCUGGGUUGGACACUCUGAGGGUGAGCUUUAACAAGCAGGCUGUGCUGCUGGCACACUCACGCAGGACAGUCCCUGGGGGACUGGCUGGGAGCAUCCUAGCUCUGAGAUGACAAGGAUUACUUAGAAUUCGCUUUUUUUUAUUUGCCCCAGUUCUUCCCCAACUUCCACUAAAACAGUCACUACCACGUCACUCAUCUCAAAUUCCAGGUUCAUCUUCUAAGUCUCAGCUCUGAAACUUUUUCCUGCAUUGGUCUGGGCAGGACUUAACCAUAUUUCCGUGCAGGCCACUGGGUCUGCAUUCUUGGUGACAUUAAGAACCAGCAAGAAGGCCAGGAGUGGUGUCGCACCCCUGUGAUCCCAGCACUGGGAGGCAGAGGCAGGCGGUUCUUCUUGCAUCCGAGACCAGCCUGUUGUACAUAGGGAGCUGGAAGCCAGUCAGAGCUAUGCAGUGACAACAGAGUCGGCAGGAACCCAGUUGUCUGGUUCCUCCCUGUGCACACAUACAUCUCUUGCAGGCAGGGAGAUCAGCCUCCACUCCCACAGUGGAGCUGGCCAUGUCCUGAUAGAGUAUCUGUUGAGAAGAAAGCCAUGUGUAUCUAUGAAUAUAUCUCUGUUUGCCUAUAGAUUUUUGACAUGUAGCAAUACCUCUCCAUCCUCAAGGAGCUCAACGCAGUCUGGGGCCCCCAGGCUCCAGUGGUAGACCCUGGCAGGUGGGAGGACACAGUGAUAUAGGCUGUUUUGUUACAAAACUGUCUUCUCUCCUUUCCCUCCCCCCAAUUCAGCAUGACCCCUGUGAGCAGGCUCUCACAAUCUCCUGGGGCGGGGCCGAGGCAGGGGCUUUUAGCUCUUCUCCCCUAACCGUCCCUUCUUCCUUCCCCCGUGCUAUUUAGCAGUUAUGGCCCAGCCUUGCCUUCUCCCUCCGUCCUUUGCCCUGACAUAUACUGUGCCUUAUUUAUGCUGCAAAUAUGACAUUAAACUAUCAAGAGGA